Melospiza melodia melodia is the source of this 1525-nucleotide messenger RNA. It is a transcript of the gene SP9, whose product is annotated as Sp9 transcription factor. NCBI's taxonomy places the organism in Eukaryota, Metazoa, Chordata, Aves, Passeriformes, Passerellidae. Gene Ontology annotation, biological process: regulation of transcription by RNA polymerase II. The transcript is spliced from 2 exons. Gene Ontology annotation, molecular function: DNA-binding transcription factor activity, RNA polymerase II-specific; RNA polymerase II cis-regulatory region sequence-specific DNA binding. Bases 109 to 1482 code for a protein of 457 amino acids. The record is from RefSeq and is a predicted model, not a curated record.
GCAGAGUUUGGCCCCGCCGCGCCGGAGUGUCCUUAGUGCCGCCGGGCAGCGCGGGGCGCUCACCGAGCGCCGUCCCCUCCGCCCCACCGCCCAGCCCACGGACGUGCUAUGGCUACGUCUAUCCUCGGGGAAGAGCCGAGAUUUGGAACGACUCCCCUGGCCAUGCUGGCCGCCACCUGCAACAAGAUCGGCAACACUAGUCCCCUGACCACCCUGCCCGAGUCUAGCGCCUUCGCCAAAGGGGGCUUCCACCCCUGGAAACGCUCCACCUCCAGCUGCAACCUGGGCUCCAGCCUCUCGGGCUUCACGGUGGCCACGAGCAGGGGUUCCAACGGACUGGCCAGCGGCACGGGCACCGCCAACAGCGCCUUUUGCCUGGCUUCCACCUCGCCCACUUCCUCGGCCUUCAGCAGCGACUACGGCGGCCUCUUCUCCAACUCGGCGGCGGCGGCGGGCGUGUCCCCGCAGGAGCCCGGCGGGCAGUCGGCCUUCAUCUCCAAAGUGCACAGCUCGGCGGCCGAGAGCCUCUACCCGCGGGUGGGCAUGGCGCACCCCUACGAGUCCUGGUACAAGUCGGGCUUCCACUCCACGCUCUCGGCGGGCGAGGUGGCCAACGGAGCGGCCUCCUCCUGGUGGGACGUGCACACCAACCCCGGCUCCUGGCUUGAGGUGCAGAACCCGGCGGGGGGGCUGCAGAGCUCGCUGCACUCGGGCGCCCCCCAGGCCUCGUUGCACUCCCAACUGGGCACCUACAACCCCGACUUCAGCUCCCUCACCCACUCCGCCUUCAGCUCCACCGGCCUGGGCUCCACGGCGGCCUCGCACCUGCUCUCCACCAGCCAGCACCUGCUCACCCAGGAGGGCUUCAAGCCCGUGCUGCCCUCCUACACGGACUCUAGCGCGGCGGUGGCGGCGGCCAGCGCCAUGAUCUCGGGCGCCGCCGCCGCUGCCGCCGGGGGCGGCUCGGCCCGCUCCGCCCGCCGCUACUCGGGGCGCGCCACCUGCGACUGCCCCAACUGCCAGGAGGCCGAGCGGCUGGGGCCGGCGGGGGCCAGCCUGCGGCGCAAGGGGCUGCACAGCUGCCACAUCCCCGGCUGCGGCAAGGUGUACGGCAAGACCUCGCACCUGAAGGCGCACCUGCGCUGGCACACGGGCGAGCGGCCCUUCGUCUGCAACUGGCUCUUCUGCGGGAAGCGCUUCACCCGCUCCGACGAGCUGCAGCGGCACCUGCGGACUCACACGGGCGAGAAGCGCUUCGCCUGUCCCGUCUGCAACAAGCGCUUCAUGCGCAGCGACCACCUGAGCAAACACAUCAAAACGCACAACGGGGGCGGCGGGGGCAAAAAGGGCAGCGACAGCGACACGGACGCCAGCAACCUGGAAACGCCGCGCUCCGAGUCCCCCGACCUCAUCCUGCACGAGGGGGUGGGCGCCGCCCGCGGACCGGGCAAGGAACCUACCGCGGGCCCCGGCGACUCCUAGGGGCAGCGCCGCCGGAGCCGCUCGGACUGUGCCCCGCGCCGGC